Ilex paraguariensis (yerba mate) is the source of this 498-nucleotide messenger RNA. The record is from the annotation of a GenBank genome assembly. NCBI's taxonomy places the organism in Eukaryota, Viridiplantae, Streptophyta, Magnoliopsida, Aquifoliales, Aquifoliaceae.
AUGUUGGGCGGAGAGACGAAGAAACGGAAGCAGGUGGUUAGCGGGGGGAGUUCUGGUAAUGCGAAACUCUUUGUAGAUAAAGAUGCUAAGAAGAGGUAUGAUACAUUCAUUGCUAAACGUCAUCUGCUACUUGAGCGUGAUGUUUACCUCGAUGAGCUUUUUUUUUACGCAAAUGUUAAUGAGUACAAGGAGAAUGAGCUGACAUUUAAGACACUGGUUAGGAAGAAAUCCAUCACUGUUUCGCCUGAUCUUAUUUCCAAUAUAUUAAAAAUUGAUAUACCAGACUUUCCUGAGAAUUCCAUUAUCUUUCCAUAUUCAUGUAAGGAGCAGGUUCCCGAAAUGGCGAUGGUUAUUCAACGUAUUUGUAUUGGGAGUGUCCCUUGGGAGAAUGAGAAAAGCAAAAUUGCUCACUUUGACCUUACUCCACCGUAUAGGAUGAUAAACCGAAUUGUUACCUAUAAUAUACAUCCGAGGGGUCAUACUACUGAGAUUGGAUAA